GUGCAUUGUGGGUGUGGAGGACAUUUCCUAGACUUGUUCCUGUCUCGGUCCUGUCAGGAUCUCUUCCUGUCACUGUGUGUGUGUGUGUGUGUGUGUGUGUGAGAGAGAGAGAGAGAGAGAGAGAGAGAGAGAGACUGUGCGCGUGCUAUCAGCACGUUGUGCAACCAUGUCGAGUCGAGGAGGGAAGAAGAAGUUGACGAAGACGUCUCGCUCGGUGCGAGCAGGAGUGAUUUUCCCAGUGGGCCGAAUGCUGAGGUACAUCAAACACAACCUCCCCAAAUACCGCAUCGGGGUCGGAGCGCCCGUUUACCUCGCUGCAGUGCUGGAGUACCUCACAGCUGAAAUUUUGGAGUUAGCAGGUAACGCAGCUCGUGAUAAUAAGAAAGGUCGAGUGACUCCACGGCACAUCCUGCUGGCCAUCGCUAACGAUGAGGAGCUCAAUCAGUUGCUGAAAAGUGUGACAAUCGCUGCAGGAGGAGUUUUACCCAACAUACACCCUGAACUACUCGCUAAGAAGCGAGGCUCUAAAGGUAAACUGGAGGUUGUGGCGUCACCUCCGCCGGCCAAGACCAACAAAAAAAUACCAAACACCAAAAAAACACCCAGCAAAAAGUCCCCCAGAGUGAAGAGGCGUGGUGAUGGCAGUAAAGCAGUGAGUGCAGACAGCACCACCGACUCUCCGUCUGAGGGCUUCGCCAUUCUUUCUUCUAAGAGCCUCUUCCUGGGACAGAAGUUGAAUCUGAUUCACAGUGAGAUCAGUAAUUUGGCUGGUUUUGAUGUGGAAGGUGUCAUUAAUCCCACUAACGCUGAGAUUGACCUUAAAGAUGAUUUAGGGAGUGCGCUGGAGAAGAAGGCAGGGAAGGAGUUUGGUGAAGCCGUGUUGGAGCUGCGCAAGAAGAACGGCCCUCUGGAGGUGGCUGGAGCGGCAAUGACGUCGGGUUAUGGCCUUCCAGCCAAGUUUGUGAUCCAUUGUAACAGUCCCGGCUGGGGCUCGGACAAGUGCGAGGAGCUGCUGGAUAAAACCGUGAAGAACUGCCUCGCCCUGGCUGACGAAAAGAAACUCAAGUCUGUGGCGUUUCCCUCCAUUGGCAGCGGCAGGAACAAUUUUCCGAAGCAGAUGGCCGCUCAGCUCAUCCUGAAAGCCAUUAGCAGCUACUUCGUGUCCACCAUGUCGUCCUCCAUCAAGACUGUCUAUUUCGUCUUGUUUGACAGUGAGAGCAUUGGCAUCUAUGUCCAGGAAAUGGCCAAACUCGACACCAAAUAAAGUUCUAUCCAUGUGUUUUUAUACAUAGAUCUCCACAUUAGAGUCCCAGGUAUGCUGAUGAUGUCAUGUGAUCUCUCCAUGCUGAAAAAUGAGCAGUUCCCUCUGGAUGGUUCUUCCAAAAAAAAAACAAACAGAUAGAAUAAAAAUCCUGAUGUUUUCCUGCACUGCUGGAUUGAAAUAUCCUGGUGAUUUGGUUCACUUGAAAAUUUGAUUAAGUGUUUACUCAGUGUGUGUAGACUGCGGUGUUCCUCAGGGCUCAGUGCUCACUCCUCUGCUCUUUUGGCUGGUUUUAACGUUGCAUGAAUUUUAGUGUUGUUUGUAAAAAUCAUUAGAUAAUUAAAUCUGAUUAGAUAAUAAAUGAGUAAGAAUUACUAAUAUUUACACAUUUUAUGAUUCUGUAACAAUAGUACAUGAAGAAUCUUGACUUUAUCUGGGGCACUAAUGUGGGACUGUGUUUUUAUCAGAGUUUAAAGAUGUUUAAUGAGUUUCUUUUGUGGAUUUUAUGUUGAGAUGGUGGUCGGGUGUGUUUGUCUUCUUGUCUCACUGAAGGACUGUCAUUUAUUAGAGACUGAGUGGACUGUACACACACACACACACAUACACACACACACACCAACCAAUGAAGGAAAUGUUCAUAUUCUGUCUGGCACAAACUUGUUAACAAAUUCUUCAUAAAAAAGCUUCAUUAGCAUUUCUGUGGUUUCAUACGCCGGACACACGGAGUGUUCUGAUAGCCGAUCACUAAGUAAAAGUCAGUGUAAUGUUGUUAGUAGUACCUGGUUAAUCAGACAGAGGUUACUGGGGUUGCUGUGAUUGUGUACAUACUGCUCAGAUUUCUGUGACACUGACAUGACAUAAAUCUGCUAUAAUACUUUAUAAGUUGAUGAAUGGUUGUUGCCCCUGCAAUAUUAUAAAACUUUAAAUAUAAUUAAAUGUUUACAUUUAUAUUCUUUUUAUUCCGAUUUGCCAAAAACAUACAUGAGUACUGUGCAACACAACCUAAUGAGAGUCAUAUAUAUGGAACAGUCCAAGGCAAUGUGAGGGGGUGGGGCUUUGGGGGGUGGUUUGUAGAUGGGACAUUCCGGACAGUGGAUAUUUUGUGUGUGUGAUACACACUGGUGUUUGUGACAUAGCGACAUAGCUUUAAUUCUCCUACGUUCUGAUUUCUUUCCCUGAUGAUUAAGUAGAAUUAUAAAAUGUAAAACAGAUUAAAUGUAUGAGCGAUGUUUUAAUAAAACCCUUUCUCCAGUCA
This is a messenger RNA of Hemibagrus wyckioides, 2516 nucleotides long. Its product is annotated as core histone macro-H2A.1. The record is from RefSeq and is a predicted model, not a curated record. The transcript is spliced from 9 exons. Lineage: Eukaryota; Metazoa; Chordata; Actinopteri; Siluriformes; Bagridae. Gene Ontology annotation, molecular function: protein heterodimerization activity; DNA binding; structural constituent of chromatin. Gene Ontology annotation, cellular component: nucleosome. Bases 167 to 1264 code for a protein of 365 amino acids.